Cladocopium goreaui is the source of this 1677-nucleotide messenger RNA. The record is from the annotation of a GenBank genome assembly. Lineage: Eukaryota; Dinophyceae; Suessiales; Symbiodiniaceae.
AUGCGAACCGAUGGUCGGAAAGUCACCGCCCUAGCUUAUGAGCUGCAUAGGUCGGUUCCGGCUGAUCAUUGGUGCGUCACCUAUUGGGACCUGCUAUUUCUGCGGCAAGAGGUCCAAUCUGCCCUUCGCUGCGGCGAGAUUCAGCCGGGGCUGGAGGACGAUGUGUCGGAGGACUAUGGGCCAAGCAUCUACACCGUGAAUGAGCAGUACAUCAAGCCAGUGACGCAGGAUGCCGGGAAGAUGAGUUGGGCUCUGAUGCGAAAUCCAGAUGGUUUGCAGUGCGACUUGUUCAUCAACCAUGCUUGGCAGGAAGGUGUCUUUGAAUUUCUGGCCAAAGUGAGGCACAGUUGGCCAAGGAGUGUGCAAACUGCUUGGUGCUGCAUGCUGGCCAACCCUCAAAACCUGGAUAUUGCCUCUUUCUUGCAGUCGCCCAAGUCGUCGCCUUUUGCAAUUGCGCUGCAGGCUUCCAAAGUUAUGUUGGUGGUGCCAAACCGGCAAGAGAGCGUCUACACUCGACUUUGGUGUGCUUAUGAGGCUUAUCUUGCCCAAGAAGAGGGAAAGACUAUUCUCAUCGCGCAUUCCUCCAAUCUCCAUCAGAUUUUAGCCGCUUUACGUGGGAUGGCUUUGGCUGCCAUCUUUGGUGCUUCUGUUGGCAUUGUGGCAACCUUACUGAACCUUGGGCAAACCUACGGAGUUCCUGCGCUGGCGUGUCUCGUGGUCGGUUCGAGCCUUGUGAUCCACGAUGAUGUCUGUCGAAGGGUCAUGCACCUUCUGGGCGAGAUACUCUGCUGGACUCAGGUGACGCACGGUUUCGUCAAUUUCUUUGAUCUCUACUCGGCAGAGGAGUACCCCGACAAAGACAAGGCCGUGCCUCACAAGGUAACACAGGUGCUACAUUUGUCCUAUUGGGUGAUGACGUCCUUGGCCUUUUGCGUCAUGGAGGUUGAUCGCAUCAAUGCGAGAUCUGCAGUGUCGGAAGCAGAGGAGUUGCGACAAGGGUACCAAGGUUCCAUUCAAUAUGCCAAAUGUUCGCAAGCAGCGGAUGCCGCCAGCAUCCGCCGAGAAAUCGGUACCCAGGUGGAUCGCGUUGACCAUGCGAUCCACGUUCUGCUGACGGCCGGCAUGUCGACCCCAGCGCUGAGGGACAUAGCCCACAGAGUGGACAUCGAACAUGCAGCAUUUGCAGAAUUUACCGGGGCAGUGUUUUUGCUGGGCCCUUUCGCAACAAUGGCAGUCACACUGUCGUUUGUGGACCUGUUCUAUGGCAGAUGUUUGUGGCAGCGUGUGGUUCUUGCUGUGAUGUCUUUGCUUUCCAGGUUGAUUCUCUUUGUUUGGCUUAGUUGGAGCCAUUGGGAUGAGCAGCGCUUCAUUCUGAAGGUCAUGAACAAGUUUCUCUGUUUGGCAAUGCUUGGCUGGCUGGGUCUGAUGUUUUGCUUUCUUGUUUUUGGCCUGAGCUUGGACAAUGUAUUUUUGACUUGGCUUCUCAUCACGGACCUUUGUCUGCUGUCCAUGCUCUUGUUUGCCUUCCUUGGGGUGAGAGGCAUUGCAAAACUUCCUUGCGGCUUCCGGAUCCUACAGAUAUGCUUUAGUAGAGGCUGCAAUGCAUGCAAUGCUCGGACAGUAUGUGCACUCUCGAAUCUAGCUGCCGAUGACGAUGAGUCGUCGGAAACGGAGUGA